Molecule: messenger RNA, 3431 nt
Organism: Podospora bellae-mahoneyi
Lineage: Eukaryota; Fungi; Ascomycota; Sordariomycetes; Sordariales; Podosporaceae
Exons: 3
Coding region: 2415-3431 (338 amino acids)
Source: RefSeq, a predicted model, not a curated record
CUUGACUUACACAUGUGUGAUGUCUCAACGGGUUACCUAUUUCGAGCUACUUUGCACCUCACCAUAGAACGGCACGUGAAGCAGCCAGCACAUAUUUCAACCUAACCAUUCUGUGGUUUAACUCCAGCAUCUUUGUGAAAACUUUUAUCACCAGGUCGCUGGAACCGUCACCCUCGAGGGGCAAGGGAAACAGUUGAAAGCAAACAUGACACAAGUGAGCCCUCCCGAGGGCAUACAACCUUUACACAAGCAACUCGGAUCCGACUUGCACAAAGGCGGGAUGUGCUCUGUGACAGUUCUUAGGUCCUAGUCCAUCUAGGUCCAGCCCCGCCCAUGUGCGAUCGGGAUCUGUUUACUGGGGUUGACCCCACGGUCCAAUGGCGUGCCGUUGUCGCCCCAGUGCCGGUAAACCGAGCCAGCGUCCGUGGUCCAGCUGGUUGGUUUUUCGGGUAUGACGCCAUGAACACCUCUGACCCCUCGGCACGAAAAGGGUCGAUAGUGAGGGGAGGAGGUUUGGUCGCAUUAAUAUCGCACGAGCCGUGAAUUACGUGUGGGAGAGCGAGCCGUCCCCACGUCAACUUGUCGAACCUGCAGAUCGAGGAGCUGCCCGCACUAGCCUCUCUCAACACGAACAGAGAAGUGGCCGUGGCGGCAUGCAAUCCUCUGGAGAAGCAGGUUCAUGACAGACAAGCACACGCCUGAUCUACAAGCAUUCGGCCGGGCAACAAAUCAGCCAGCGAGCGGUCAGCCACGACAAGUACUGUACCUGCACCACAGGACGGUAAACAGUCAACGAGGGCAACAGGUCCGUUCCUCCCUCUGCCCUGAUCCGCUCGGUGCGCGGUCGAAUGCCCCGCACUCUGUGCCAUCAGAACCGGCUGCCUAUCGCCAGCUUUUCCCGUCCAUCACCGCCCUUCCGGCAUCGACGAGAUGCAGGGCCCUACACUACAGACUGGGCUCGCAAGAGCUUGUGCUGCAGACAGCCACCCUAGACACGAUUUCUGACAACAAAAGCUGAAGGGCACAUAAACAGCGUCAAUAGCUCCAAGACAGAAUGUGUUGUUUCCCAGAUUAGACGCAAGCUUCGCCCGAAUCGGUCAACUGUCGGCCCGGUCGACAGCGAGGUCUGGUCAUGGCCGGAAACACGUCAAGGCAGGGCCAAGAAGACCAAGAAGAGCGCCAAGUCUCGACGCAGGGGCUUGGCGAGCUACCGUCAUCGCCCCGAGGGGAAACGAUGUCAUUGGCAGGGGUCGAGAUCGUCCCAAGAAAUCCACAGACAACAGACGGUCAGGGGUCAGCCGCAACCCCUGCGAUCACUUGGUGGAGUCCCGUUACCCCCUCCAACGUCAACCGCCUUGACGGCCACUUCCAGACUUACACCACCCGCUACCACGCUAAGCCGAGCACAGCAGAGCACAGCACCCUCGCUUCUGUUUCUCACGCAAAGAGUUGGGCCUCGUUGGUGACCCAGACCCUAAAAGGACGAUAACAUUAUGAAUAAGCACAGAUGGCAAAGCCGUGGGAAUCCCAAUGGCUGUAAGCUGCUGUGCCGCUACAGCUCUGUCUUCUGAAACAAGUACAAGUGCAGCUUUCUUCUUUUCUCCCUAUGCUUGCCUGAGGGCUCUACGGGCACCCAUUGCGGCCGCCUCUAUCCGGUGGUUGCUCGAGUCAGUCGAAAUCGGUUUUUUUUUUCUCGCUACUACUUACUUGUAUGCUCUUCCUAGGUGGUGCGCGGGGGGGGUUGGCACAGACACAAGCACUGCACAUGCAGCGCAAGGACCUACAUACAUGCGACUCUGCUAUGUACUUGGGUACAAUGUGUCAAGAAUCUUGCUGCUAGCCUCCUCCUGGACUGAGCGGUCUCUUCCUGCAUGACCCAGCAAGUGGCCUUACUGGCCAACCAGAGCUGUGGUGGGUGGUGCUCGCUCAGGUACUUCGACUUCAGUAUUCCAACUAGGGCGGAAGUGCGGGCAUCUGCCCAACCUCACAGUUCGCGGGAGGAGAGGCUCCAUCCAUUUGUCCAGUUUUGCGACCUUCCAAGUCUCCACUCUCCAUCCUCCAUGGCCGGCACCACGCAGUCCAGUGGGCUUGUCUCAAGCGUCUUUGUUGGACAGCAGCAGGAUGUCAUGGCAUUUCCGCCGUCCCUCGCUCCCAUGCUACCACCUCAACCGGGGUGUUGCCCUCGUUGUGUAUAAACAUCCUGCCUCCCGGUUUCCCUCGUGCUUCCUUCUCUACCUCCAUCACCAGCCUCCUUGCAGUCACUCGUGAAACCAACCGGCUAAUUCUUAGGUUCUUUCUCCCUGCCAUUAAGUAACUCGUUCGCUAAGGUUACUUAUAAGACCCUCGUUGCUUCCGUCUUCUACGACCUUCGCUACAAGCCAGUCAGUCACUGUUGAUAUCCCCACUCAGUCAACAUGAGAGCAGCUCUUUCCCUCCUCGCCCUCGCGGCCACCACCCUUGGCGCAAACAUCCCCCGGGGUAAGAAGUGGGAGACCGUGGUCACCGAGGUUAUCGUGACCUACACUACCGUCUGCCCCGUCACCGAGACCUACACCAAGCCUGGUCACACAUACACCACCACCUACACCACCACCAGCACCGUCAAGACCGUCAAGCCCACAACAAUUGUGGUUACCGAGACUGGCCCUGCCGUGACCAAGACUGCCGAUGAGGUCGUCUACACCACCCUCACUUCCCUCUGCCCUGUCACUGAGACCACUGUCGUCGAUGGCUCUACUGUCGAGGUGACCUGGACCUCCACUUCCACCAUCAUCAAGGUUGCUCCCACCGAGGUUGUUGUUACCCAGACUGCUCCUCCAGUGACCAAGACCAACGCUGCUGUCGUUGUUACCACUCUCACUGAGCUCUGCCCUGUCACCGAGACCACUGUUGUCGAUGGCUCCACCAUCGAGAUCACCUGGACCUCGACUUCGACCAUUGUCACCAAGGUUGCCCAGACCGAGACUGUCUACACCACGUCCCUGGUCACGGAGUAUGAGACUACUGAUGUCUACGAGACUGUCACCUGCCCCGAGACCACCUACACCACUGUCAUCGAGGGCGAGACUGUCAAGGUCACCAAGACCAACACUAUCACCAAGGCUGUCACCGAUGUUCACUACGUGACUGAGAUCAUCCCGGUCACCAUCACGGAGCAGGUCGAUUACAUUGCCACGGUUCCCGUCACUGACCGCAAGACUGUCACCGGGUACUCCACCGUUGUCGUCUCGGCCAGCAACAUCAUCUACACCUCGGAGCCCCUGCCUCCUACCACCAUCAUCAUCCCCACCUCGGUCACCGCUGCCCCCAUCCCUACCACCACUCCCAACAACGGCACCGCCCCCAUUCAGACUGCCGGUGCCAACGCCAACAACAAGGCCCCUGCCGCAGCCUUCAUUGCUGGUCUCUUUGGUGCUCUUGCCAUGCUCUGA